This is a messenger RNA of Naegleria fowleri, 444 nucleotides long. RefSeq lists its product as uncharacterized. The record is from RefSeq and is a predicted model, not a curated record. The transcript has a single exon. Bases 1 to 444 code for a protein of 147 amino acids. Lineage: Eukaryota; Heterolobosea; Eutetramitea; Acrasida; Naegleriidae.
AUGCCUCUCUUCGGAAAGAGACUCUUUUACUUGUUCAGACACAAGUAUGAAGUGUAUCCUUCUCUCUUUGAAGAUCAUAGCAUUCGGAGAGUACGGAAUAGACACGAUUCUAGGUUUUUAUUUGAAGGAUUUAUUCCGAAAAUGUUGUUGUGUUGGAGUGUUGCCUUGUUUUUGGCACUGUGGGAACGAUACAAGAUUGAGAAGAAAUGGGAUCAAUUUCCUGGUGCUUUUCCAGAUAUGAAAUAUCCGGAAUUGUAUCGACCGUAUGUGAGAGAUGAAGCCAAACACUUAUUAUUCCCAACCGGUUUGAAUGAAGAAGAUUUGAUGAUUUCUCUUGAAUUGCAUCGAGAAAAAAUGAAAACUAUUUCCGAAGUUCAACGAGAGAAAACAACAAUAUUGGAAAAAUUCAAACGCACAAGACAAUUUGGAGAACAACAAAAGUAG